AUGUCGCAAUCACCACCAGAAGACAGCGGUGGGAUGCCACCAGAACGCAAACGCAAACGCUCCGAGGAGGGAGACGUGGGCGUGUUUGUCGACAUCCCGCAGCCGUCGAGCUCGGCCAUGCAGGCGUUUCAUGCGGCGCAACACAGCCAACCGGGCACGCAAGUCUCGUUGCCAGCGUCGAUAUUCGACGGUCUCAUCAACCCAACCGCCGCAGCUGAAUCCCACUCGGAGUACGUUCCCUCCAGCCAUGCGGAUUCGUCGGUGGCCGUGGCGGAGGCGAUGCGGCCAUUGCCGGCGAUGGACGUGCGCGCGUUCGAGCCGUUCCUUGACGACACGACGGGCAUGGAUCUCGACCGGGCAGAGAAGGUGCUGCAACAACGUGUGGACAGCUCGCCGGUGGAGUCGUUCUCGCCUGCCGAAGUGGUGAAACCCCAGGAUGUGCCCAGGGUGGGUGCAUGGGUGUUGCCCGAGCUCACCGAGGAGAAUGCGAAUCCAAUGCUGCCCGAUUAUACGUCGCAGGAGGUGCUCAGCCAGAUUCCGUACCCGAUUCUGGACAGGGAGGAGGAAGAGGCGCAGCAGAUGGGGUCGCAACCAUCGCCCGAGCGGCAAAGGUCCUCGCCAGCGCCAGUCCAAUCGACUCCAGCAAACCCAGUGAUGCAGUCGGAGCCAGAGAUGGUGCUUACGCAGCCCAUCCCCGACGCGCCCGAAUCCACGCCCGCACUGCCACCACCCACCGCGGUUGCGAGCCAGGUGGAUGCUUCGUCCGGCUCGUCGACGAGCUCCUUGGGCUGGUCGGCUCUCCCCCGCCGCGAGGUGAUUGAGCUUGUGCAUCGCUCCCCGCACAUCCCCGAACUUCUCAAGGACGAGAUCGAGCGAUUCAUCAUGCGCGCCUCGCGCACCGCCGCAAAACCGCGCCAAUCUCGUGGAUGCCACUCGCAAUCGCGCAGCAACGACGAUUCGGAAACGCAGGAGGACGGCGUACUGCGCACGAAAAAAGUAUGGUGCAUGGACCUGCUCCUCCUCUCACCCUCCUCGUCUCAAAUGGUAGGCUCCGAGUUGGUGCAGAGGUUGACGCAGCAGACGCAGAGUCAGUCGCAAUCGACACGGGGUGCGGUGGCGGUGAUCCUCAUGCUCGAUACGCACGAGUGUACGUUUGACGUGCACGAGCUCGACGAGUCGCUCGCCGCCGUGCUGCGUGCGGAUCGUCGAUACAGUGUGCAGUUCGAUGCCGAGGGUAGGCGAUGGAAUCCAACCACGGCUGGGGUGGAGGAUGAAGGCGAGGCUCGAAGCAGUGCAUUGGAGCAACGGGUCGAAGCGUUACUGCAAGAGGUGGAAAAGCUGGGGGAAGAGAAAAAGGUGGUGGAGAGGGAGAGGGACGAGGUGCGGGGGCAGCACGACUUUGUGCGUGGGCUGUACGACCGUGCGUCCGCAGCGGCUGCCAGUGCCCAGUCGGCGCUAGGCGAGGCUGAAGCACGAGCAGGGCUGUUGGAGCGACAGCUGACGCAGGGGUUGAAGGUGCAUUCUGCCGCGCUCGAGAUGCAGGUGUCGAGGUGGAAGGGCAAGGUGCGCAGGCUCGAGGCGCAGGUGCAGCUGUACGAGGCACAGGAUAGACGCACGGAUCAAGGGGUGAGGAAGAAGGCGGCACUGUGGGAUGCGUUGCAGCGCGAAGAGAGCGAGAGGGAGAAGAUGCGGCUUGAUCGGAUUAGGGCGCACGACGAACGCAAGAGGCAGAUGGGGGAUGGUCUGGGUCCUUUUGCCCCGCCUCAACGCAACGAGCCAAGUGAGCUUCCCGACUCCAAGGCGAUGGAGGCGGAGGGUAGUGGCGAAGAGAUGGACGAGCUUGCGGCACUUGCACUGGAAGCGGCCGAAGCUGGCGAUACCCCGGCAACCGGUCGCAGUCGUCGUUCGCGGCGUGGGUUGGGUGCAUCCCACCCGCCACCCGCGGCAGGCGAGAUGGCCGCGCAGGUGGAAGCGGCUAACCUUGCGUCGGCUACAGCGAGGCAGGAUUCGGCACAGGAUGUCGAGGAUCAGUUUGCGCUCUUCCCGACACCGUCCGCGCCUGUGUGGACGCAGAGUCUGCCGUCGAGUCAUGCCGAGGUGGGAGGCGAAGAGGUGUUUCCCAUCACCCAGCCAUAG
This is a messenger RNA of Moesziomyces antarcticus, 2136 nucleotides long. RefSeq lists its product as uncharacterized. Lineage: Eukaryota; Fungi; Basidiomycota; Ustilaginomycetes; Ustilaginales; Ustilaginaceae. The record is from RefSeq and is a predicted model, not a curated record. Bases 1 to 2136 code for a protein of 711 amino acids. The transcript has a single exon.